UGUGAAACUGUGGCAAGUCUUGAGAAAGUAGGUAGCUCCCUUAGCGAAUGCCGUAAAGAACUUUCUGCUCAAAAGGAAGCAUAUGAGAGGCUCAGGCUUAAAAAUGAAGCAGAUAAACAAAUGCUUUGUGAAAGGAUAGUGGCACUUGAAGAUAUGAUAACUGGUUUAGAAAGCAAGAACAAAAUUUUGAACGAAAUUAAGUCUGAAUUGGAAUUAAAAGUUGCCUCAAUAUUAGAAGAGUCUGCAAAUGUGAGCAAUUCAUGGCGUUCAUUUUUGAGUGACAGUUCCAGUGGCUCAUCCAUCUGUUUACAAUCUCAAGGAGGACUCUGUCAUCAGUUUUGUUGCACUGAGUCAGUUGAAAACUACAGAAAGACAUUGUAUGCUGAACUACAAGCAUCAGGUGACCUCUGUCUGACGCACAAACAAUUGGAGGAGCAGCUGAGGGAAUGGCAAGAGAAGGCUAUAAAGUAUAAACAAGAGUUGGAUGAAUACAAAGAAAAUGAAAAGGUUGCGAAAGAAAUUGUUAAGUCGGCAGUUGAGCAUUUAGAACUGUCUGAACAUUGUGGUGAUAUGUAUGAAAAUAAGUCGCAGUUUGACGUUAUUGCUGAGGUUGAAAACAUUACUGAUGUGAAGGCUAAGCAGUCGUUGUCAUACUUGAUAUCAUUUGUUACAGCAGUUUCCGAACAGGAACAUUCGUUUCAUAAAAUUUCUAAGCAGUGCCUUGUACAUCCAAGGGAAGCUUUCACCCAGAGUGAUCCUAUAGUCACCAGGUUGUCAGUUAUGGACCAAACUGCACGGAUCGCUGGCACUGAAAGAAGCACACAAGUAGAUGCUGACUCUGUUUCCACAAAGGUGUCAACUAUAGAUCGGAUUUUACAAAUCUCUACCAGUGCAAAAUACACACAGACUGAUCAUGUGGUCACAGAAUUGUCAAUGGGGGAUCAAACUGCACAGAUCUAUUGCAGUGAAAAUUGCACACACACAAAGGCCAAUCUUAAGAUGACAAAAGUGAUGACAAUGGAUCAAACUACACAAACCUCCAGUUGUGAAAUCAUCGCACAGGUGCACUCGGGGGCAACAUGUCCAUACUAUGCAGAGGACGGAUAUGCAAGGGGGGACAUUUCCAUUGAAUCACACACAGAAACUGUGAGUACUAAUCCUUUACAGAUGGCAGGCAAUGUAUCACCAAAGACUGAACCACUUACACAAACAUUGCAGACAGAUGAAGAAACUAGAUGUGGUGCUCAAGAACUACAACCAUCCACAGAACAGACUUGCCUGCAGUACAGUGGAAAUGAAAUGCUCAUAGACAAAACUCCAGAAAGUUGUGGUGCUCAAGAAUCAAAGUCGUCCUUAGAACAGACAUUGCUGUUCCAAACAUGCCUGCAACCUGCUAGAGAUGAAACUCCUGAAAGCACAUUUCAUUCUGAAUCACUUCAACACACGAAGAAGUUUUUGAGAAAAGCUGUGUCAUGUAAGAACCUGAGAAGAAUUUGUACAUUGGCAGUCUCUCUUCUUCUCAUAUUUUUGAUUGGUUCUUCAUUUUUGAAUCUAUUUGUAAACUGUUGUCUAUACAGUCAUACAUUUUAUGGAACUCUGUGUUCUGUGAUGGAAGAUGUAUUCAAGCCUUAUGUAACACUGAGGCAUCUUUCUCCGCCUCCUACAUGAUGAUAAAUUUAAGAUAUAUAAUACAAUUGCCAUAGAUCUGAGGUAGAAAGUCACCACAUAUAAUAACUCGUCAAUGGUUGGAAUAGUGAUUUAUCUUAAAUAACCAGUGUGUGUUAGAGGGUGCAGUGACAGUGAAACAGAAGAUUCAGAGCCACUAAAGUGGUAUUUCAGUUAAAAUAACUCUCCAUUUGCAAUUGUGUUACUUUUUAUUGUACUUGCAAUGCAUUAAUUUGAAAGGGUGUGCUGUACAUACAGAGUAUGUGUUUCUCAACGAUUUAAUUAAUUAAAUUAAUUAAUGAUUCAUCUAAUGUAAACUGAAAUGUAUUUUUUGUAAGUACAAGAAGGAAUCUGCUUGUGCAAAAAUAUGUGAAGAUAGCUAUGUUCUAAUAGUUUAAAAAACUGAAAUAGUUGAUCAAGUCCUGAUGUGAAAGGACUGCCGUGUUUUGUAAAUAUUAAUUUCUGUUUCUGCUGCAGUUGAAUUUAUGAACAGAAUAUCUAGUAAAUAUGGUAUCUGGAUCCAGAUUUGGAUCUUGUCUAAUUGUAGCUAAUACAACAAACAUUGGAAUACUGAUAAAAUUAUGUAAGAAGGAACUCAAAAACUUUUGUUUUUGAAAGAUAAAGCAAUAUUAGAGCAGGAUUGGCAACUAACAUAGAAAUUAAACUUUAUUUGAUGGAUCAGUAUAAAUGCAAAUCUAUGGCAGUUUUCUUAAGUGCAAUACUAUUAAUUUUUUUGCCUGUGGAAUGCUGUUGUGUCCUUCCCCUUUUUGUAUUCUCAUUGUAUAGUUUAUUUAACAAUAAAUUUUGUGAUACUGCAUGACAAAAGCAGAAAGUUGAUUAAUUCAAUUUUUAAAUCAGCUUUUUUUGGUUAGUACUCUUUUAUGAGUAUGUUAAAAUAAAUAUUCUCCCAACCUUUAUUGUAGUUUACAGUUCAGCAAUAGAAAAGAACGGCAAUAACAAUGUACUUUGUAAUGAAAUGUAGUGUGCCUUCUGUCCUGGACCAUUUCAAUGGAGUAGAUACAUUUGAAGUAGUUUUGUAUUAUAUACAUUUAUAAUAUAAUAACUUAUAGUUCCGCUAAAUAUAAAAAACUCUUAGAUAUUCCAUUGCAUUAUAAAUGUAAUUUAACCCUUUAACUUCUCUGGAACAUGUUUACGCACGCCACCAGGCCUUCUACCUGGUACUCUGAUGAAUGUGUCUACGCGUAGACACGUUUAGGGUACCAGGUGGGACUGGUGGUGCACGUUCAAAGGUGCAUGCAUUAACACGUCCAGAGCAGUUAAAGGGUUAAUAACAGCAAAUUUGUAUGUUUGUACAGUAAAAUUUUUGCAGCAGAAUUCUAAGUUAUUUUAGGUUAUGCACCUAAUCUGAUUCAAGCCAUGAAGAUAGUGUUUUAAUUGUACAUGAGAAAUGACUCGUCUUUUCUCUUCUG
This is a messenger RNA of Schistocerca nitens (vagrant locust), 3095 nucleotides long. RefSeq lists its product as uncharacterized. The transcript is spliced from 16 exons. The record is from RefSeq and is a predicted model, not a curated record. Lineage: Eukaryota; Metazoa; Arthropoda; Insecta; Orthoptera; Acrididae. Bases 121 to 1668 code for a protein of 515 amino acids.